AUGUCGAGGUUCAACGAUAUUAUCAAGCUGUCAAAUAAUACAGCAAUUAUUGUGCCAGAAACUGGCCUUAAAGUGUCAUACAACGACUUGGCAGACAUUUUGGGUCAUGUGCAAAUGAUGUUUCAUGAUCCUCAAUCACCAGUGUUCCAAAGUGGCAAACAGUCUACCAUUGCUAUUUCUAUUCCUAAUGGUUUGGAAUUCGUUGCUGCGUUUUUGGCGACGUCAAUGCAAGGAAAUGUCGCUGCACCUUUAAAUCCGAAUUACAAGUUUCAGGAGCUUGAGUUCUACUUGAGUGAUCUUGAGGUGAAAGUUAUAUUCGUGGCUAAGGGAACCACUUUAAAUGCUGAUUCAGACCUUGUCAGAGCAGCUUCUAAGUUCUCGUGCCAUCUGGUUGAGCUUUCCUAUGAGAACGCUCGUAGCCGUGUGGAAUAUGAAGUUUUCUCCCCAGAAAACAGGUUUCAAUCCAGUAUCUACAAAUCACAAGAAAGAAACGCCCAGUUUGUCAACACCGAGUGUUGUUUCCCCGGUUCAGCUAAGGCGGACGAUGUGGCAUUGGUUCUCCAUACUAGUGGUACUACAUCCAGACCAAAGAUUGUUCCGUUGUUGCAUUCUAAUGUGGCUACAAGUAUGAAAAAUAUCGCGAACACCUACAAGUUGUCUCCAUCUGAUGUAUCUUACAUCGUCAUGCCGCUAUUCCAUGUCCAUGGGCUUAUUGGAGCGCUACUCUCCUCCUUUUACGCGCAAGGAUCUGUUGUAAUCCCUCCAAAAUUCAGUGCCCGGUCUUUCUGGCCCGACUAUCUAAAGAAUGGUUGUACGUGGUUCAGCUGUGUCCCAACAAUCUCACAAACGUUGCUUAAGGUUAAGAAACCCAGUCCAAUGCCUAAAAUCAGAUUCAUUCGCUCUUGCUCCAGUGCGCUGGCGCCUGCGACCUUUUAUCAACUGGAGGAGGAAUUUGGUGCCCCUGUAAUUGAAGCGUAUGCAAUGACCGAGGCCGCUCAUCAGAUGACAAGCAACGAAUUGCCUCCAGGUAUGCGUAAACCAGGCUCCGUUGGAAAGCCGCAGGGCGUUGAGGUCGUUAUUUUGAAUGACGAUGACGAGGUCCUCCCUCAAGGUGCCCAAGGAGAAGUCUCCAUCCGUGGUCCAAAUGUAACCCCAGGCUAUCGUAACAAUGAUAAGGCCAACAAGGAAAAUUUUACUCGUGAAGCACAUUACUUUAGAACUGGUGACCGUGGUUACUUUGAUGAAGAUGGUUUCUUGAUACUAACUGGUAGACUCAAGGAACUGAUCAACAGAGGUGGUGAGAAGAUAUCCCCCUUAGAACUCGACGCUGUUAUUCUGUCUCACCCAGCGGUUGAAGAGGUCGUAUCUUUUGGUGCCGCCAAUGAGAAGUACGGCCAGGUAGUCAAUGCAGCUAUCGUACUAAAGAAGGGCAAGUCUCUCCAAUAUGGCGACCUUGUAAAAUUCAUGGAAGAAAAGGUGGCCGCAUUCAAGAUCCCUGAACGCGUGUACUUCGUCACCAGUCUACCAAAAACACCAACAGGCAAAAUACAAAGACGUAUUGUCGCUGAGUUGUUUGCUUCCCGUAACAAACUGUAA
This is a messenger RNA of Eremothecium cymbalariae DBVPG#7215, 1596 nucleotides long. It is a transcript of the gene PCS60, whose product is annotated as Pcs60p. Lineage: Eukaryota; Fungi; Ascomycota; Saccharomycetes; Saccharomycetales; Saccharomycetaceae. The record is from RefSeq and is a predicted model, not a curated record. Gene Ontology annotation, molecular function: medium-chain fatty acid-CoA ligase activity. Gene Ontology annotation, biological process: fatty acid metabolic process. The coding region runs from base 1 to 1596 and encodes 531 amino acids. The transcript has a single exon.